AUGCAGGUCCCAGAGAAUCAGAGAUUGCCUGCUGGCCGAUGGGUUCAGUCGUUUUGCAAAGCAUAUGGUUUGAAGGACCAUCGCCGUCAUGGAGAGGCUGGGUCGGUUGAUCUUGAAGCUGUGGAACGGGAACGUGCUCGCAUCUCUGCGUUAUGCAAGAAGUAUCAUCCGAGGGACAUCCUCAAUUUUGAUGAGACAGCAUUCUUUCCGUUUGCACCACCCGACCGUGGCCUAUCCACUGCCCAAAUGAGUGGCAAAAAGAAGGACAAAUUCCGCAUCACACUUGGUUUUCUCUGCAAUGCGCUCGGAACGGAGAAAUUUCCCAUCUUCUUUAUCGGUCGGUACAAGAACCCUCGCUGCUUCAAGCACAGGGACCCGCAGUCACUCGGUCUUUAUUAUCGGCACAAUAAGAAGGCAUGGAUGAAGGCAGACUUAUUUGAUGAGUUUAUUCGUGGUCUUGAUCAGGAUAUGAAGAAUCAAAACCGUGAAGUCCUUCUCUUGAUCGACAACUUCUCUGGGCACACCAUUCCAUACGUUCCUCAUAACAUCCGACUAGAACCAUUCGAGCCGAACAUGACAUCUCACGUUCAGCCUCUCGACGCAGGCAUCAUCCGGUGUUUCAAGGCUCAUUAUCGCCGCCAGCUAUGCACACGGGCAAUCGAGUUGGAUGAAGCGGGUGCGGAGGAUAUCUACAAGAUUGAUAUUCUUGAAGCGAUGCGGAUGGCAAACAAGGCAUGGGACGCUGUGUCGGAGCUGACAAUUAAGCAUUGCUGGGAUCAUACAAAGAUUCUAUCGUACGCAACUUUAUUUAUUUAUUCAUUGCAUUAG
Messenger RNA from Stereum hirsutum FP-91666 SS1, 828 nucleotides. RefSeq names its product DDE-domain-containing protein. Lineage: Eukaryota; Fungi; Basidiomycota; Agaricomycetes; Russulales; Stereaceae. Gene Ontology annotation, cellular component: nucleus. Gene Ontology annotation, molecular function: DNA binding. The transcript has 3 exons. The coding region runs from base 1 to 828 and encodes 275 amino acids. The record is from RefSeq and is a predicted model, not a curated record.